CCUUUGGAGAUCCUCCCCAAGAGCCCGCGCCCAGUUGGGCGGAGUAUAUGGGAGUCAAACACAUCCAAGAGGAGGGAAUUCGCUAUAUAUCUGUUCAAUGGUGCCCGCUGCCAAACACAACCAGCAAGUACGAAACUCUACACAGUAGUACAUACAAGUAUUGUAGCAACUCCGUACACUGAUUUGAGGGUGCGCGGAUUAGAUUGUCGAAGCCUAGGCAUGGGCGCUGUUCUACUACCCGCGGGGCUCCGGGUUAAGCUAUUAAAGUUGUACUUGCUACUGUGUAACGAGCUACAGGCUACAGCCUACUUUGUACAAGUAGCUAACGAAGGCAGAUUGGCCUCGCGGUCCAUUAUUGCCGCACAACUAACAAGAAAGGCGGAAGAGAAGACAGCGAAGCUCCGCGGACCUUUGGUACUUGUGGAGCCGGACGCCACAACCGACCGUUUCCUUCAGCGAGAUGUGGGCGACAAUUGACUCUCUAACGAGGCUUUUUUUUCAUAUAUGUAGAGCAACGACUGCCCUCUUCCUUUGAUGAAAUUUAGUACGAUGUACGGAGUAGUAACAGUACCAUCAAUGCCAGGGGACAAAGUCUCUCGCAAGGUGACCAUUCCGUCUACCUACUCGACACUACCUAGAUAAGUGUGUUGGGUCAAAUAGGAGAACAUUCACAUGCAGGAGGAUGCCAGUACGGAUGCAAGGACUAGAGAUGGAAGCAGUAAUGGGCCGCGGUCCAAGGAUCAAAAAGUGAAGUGAUCAUGCAAGCUGGAUAGAUGCGAGAAGGAUCAGG
Messenger RNA from Aaosphaeria arxii CBS 175.79, 790 nucleotides. RefSeq lists its product as uncharacterized. The transcript has a single exon. The record is from RefSeq and is a predicted model, not a curated record. Bases 220 to 477 code for a protein of 85 amino acids. Lineage: Eukaryota; Fungi; Ascomycota; Dothideomycetes; Pleosporales.